Molecule: messenger RNA, 552 nt
Organism: Thelazia callipaeda (thelaziosis nematode)
Lineage: Eukaryota; Metazoa; Nematoda; Chromadorea; Rhabditida; Thelaziidae
Source: the annotation of a GenBank genome assembly
AUGUCAGCAAGAAAACUUAAUCAUCAGAUAUUAGUAUUUGUAUAUGGUACAUUAAAGCAAGGUGAGCCUAAUGCGGCGAUUAUGACUGAUCUCACAUUCGGAAAACAGAAAUUCUUAGGUAAAGGGAAAACAGUCAAGAAAUAUCCUCUUAUAGUCGCGUCUCGGUUCAACAUACCCUUUUGUUUAGAUCAGCCUGGCAUCGGUCAUAAUUAUUCUGGUCAUCAUCUUCUGAAACUCAUUACUGUCAAGCAUUUGCAGCAUGUAACUGGAGAAGUAUAUCAAGUUGAUGAAAAGAAAUUAAUAGUACUAGAUGAAUUUGAAGCGCAUCCAUCUUUUUACGAGAGGAAAUUGCGAGAGGUUAAAAUGGACUGCAGUGGUGCAGUGCUAAAAGCAUGGAUUUAUUUGUUAACAAAAUGGAAAUCAAGCUUACUUCAAGAAUGUAGCACAUACUUAGAAACUUACAAUUCAGAUGGGCCACAUUUUCGACCAUACAUCAAAAGCUAUUUUGGUGUUGGUUUAUGUGGAGCAUUAGAUAAGAAAUUGAACGAGUAA